CUUAAGAAUUGUGUAACAGCAAAACAUUGAGUGCCUGUUUGGAGACGGACACAUCGUGUCCGUUUAGCCUUUUUGGAGCUUUGAGACUCUGUUGUCAUCCGAGUGGUUCUUGAAGUUGAGAGGUGGUCCGAGUCAGUGGCUCUCGUCGGCGGCCAAGUUUUCACUUUGAGGAGAAUCUCCGAAUUAUAAAAGGCAUUAACUUUUUCUCAGUCAGAUUUGACUGAAGGCUGACGCCAGGAAAAAUCGCGUUGAAGGUACUCUCUUCUGAGCUCUGUCCGCCGGUAAAACCCGUUCCCAUACAUAAAUAAUUUCUGUGAGAGAGAGAGGGAGGGAGGUGAUGAUUGUAUUUACAGCCUCUCUGGUGUAAGGUGGGCUUGGGCUUUGCAAUGGCGUUGUGCUUCCAGGCCGUGCCGCUGGUGGCCCCGCCUUCAUACCCGAAUGCCAUUGCCUGGUCCGACGAGAAUUUAAUCGCCGUCGCUUCAGGGCACCUCGUCACUAUACUGAAUCCGGCAUUGCCUUUUGGACCUCGUGGCCUUAUCACAGUCCCCCUUGGCGAACCUUUUCCACUUGGUGUCGUGGAUAGGAAAGAAUUACUCUCUGGCUGCUUGUUACCCACCUGUUUAUCCCGGGAUCGUCGACCUUGUGUUCGAUCAAUAGCAUGGUCCCCACUUGGAAUGGCUUCUAACUCAGGAUGCUUGCUGGCUGUUUGCACGACAGAAGGAUGUGUGAAACUUUAUCGUCCACCUUUUUGCGAUUUUGGUGCUGAAUGGAUAGAGGUGAUGGAUGUAUCAGAGAGGCUUUACAAUUAUCUUGAAAGGAUCAACUUUGGGAAGUUAGAUGUUUCUUGUACAGAAAAUUCUGAACAGGCAACAGGACAUAGAUGUGCAGAAGAUUCAUCAAACUUUAUUUCCAAAAAAGUGUAUAAGAGAAGAAAAAUCACCAAUAAGGGCUCUGGAACUAUUUGUCGUAGGAAAAAUAAGGAUUCCAAUGUCAGCUCUGACCCUCAUAUUGAGAUGGAAACAGUGCCUGAGAUAAGUUAUGGCCAACUGGGAGAUGAAAAUUCACUUCAAAUUGUUCCCGUGCCUAAAUCUAAAGCAAAAUCACUCGAGCAGAUACCAGAAAAGUGCACGCUCCCACAGAUAACUGCAAGUCAAUAUGCUUCACGCAGUGCAAUGCUGUCAUCACUCACUGUUGCCUGGUCUCCAUUGCUGCCAUUAUCAUGUGAACUUUGCCCGGUUCCUCAGACUGGUUCAUCUGUUUCUUUACUUGCACUUGGUUGCAAGUCUGGUAACAUUUCUAUAUGGAGAGUUUACAUACCAGAAUGCUACUCCGUUGAGUGCAGUAGGGGACCAACUACCGUAACCCUUGUUGGGCUCCUUCAGGCACACCUUUCAUGGAUAACAUCAAUCAGUUGGGCAUUACUUGCUUCUGAUUCUUCAAAUCCUCAGAUUUUAUUGGCUACUGGGAGUUCCGAUGGGAGUGUGAGGAUCUGGCUAGGGAAUAAUAAAGAACUGCUGAACUCAUCAGAAGUCAAUUCCACUCCCCUUUUCCUAUUGAAGAAGGUCAUAAUUGCUGAUGCUGUCCCAGUUUCGGUGCUUUCACUUAGCAUGCCUGCUAAGUCCACACAUAAAAUGCUCUUAGCAGUUGGCAAAGGAUCUGGAUCUUUUGAAGUUUGGAAUUGUGAUAUAUAUAGCAACAAUUUUGAGAAAUUUGGCUCAUACGAUGCUCAUGACAAUGUUGUUACAGGCUUAGCUUGGGCGUUUGAUGGAUCUUGCUUGUACAGCUGCAGCCAGGAUAAUUUUGUGCGCAGCUGGAUUGUACAUGGGAGCUCUCUCUGUGAAGUACCCAUUCCUUCGAAUACACCCCAUCUUAGGAGCUCAGUUGAUCUUCCAGAUGUAUUUAUAUCAUGCAUUGGUGUGGCGAUGUCCCCUGGAAAUCUUGUGGUUGCCAUGGCACGCAAUUUGGAUCUUGAACUGUUGGAUCCAAUGUACCAAGCAAGGGCUCAAAAGGCAGUGGUUGAGUUUUACUGGAUUGGAGGACAACAACUGGAUCGUUUGUCAAACACUGCUCCACUUGAUGUGAAGGGAUUCCCUUGUUUUCCGGAUAAGGAAUUGGCAUGUUGGGAAUCCAAUAUUAUUUGGUCAUUGAAAAAAUAUGAACAUUUGGAUGAGCCUCUGGUUGUUUGGGAUAUCGUAGCAUCAUUAUUGGCUUUCAAGCAGACAGCUUCAAAGUUUGUAGAACAUAUACUGCUUAAAUGGCUCUCAUAUUCAUAUACGGGGUCUGAGGUUGGCCUUCCAGCUAAAAAGCUUUUGCCUUGCAUCUCUGCAAGUUUGUCAAAGAUUAAUUCUCGCCAGCUGCACCUUCUAAAUAUAAUCUGUAGACGUGUCAUGCUAUUGGAGCUGAAGGCCGAUCAAAUAAACAGAAAAUUAGAGAACUUGAGAGGAUUAAGUAGUGCUGAAGGGAGGCAACUGACCGUGUGGAUGGAGUUACUUUUCAGCAGUGAAAGAGAACUUCGCGAGAGGCUUUUGGGUUUUAGCUUUUCUGCUUCUACAAGUCGUAUGUCCCAUAGAGCCACUACUGCUUCUCGACCUGGGUAUUGGUAUCCUAUUGGAUUAGCACAAAUGGAGCGGUGGGUUGCACUUAAUCAUGAUCAUGGAAGGGAUCAACUGAAAGCCCUUGCAUCAGAAGUUGGAAGGCAUGAGACAAGUGAAUAUGCAGCAGUGGAGCAAUGUAGCUAUUGUUCAGCGCCAGUUCCAUUUGAUUCACCAGAAGUUGGCUUUUGCCGAGGUAUAGAGGGUGAAAGUGGUAUUGGUCAGAGCCACACGCUACCAAGGUGUGCAGUUUCCAUGCAGAUUUGUCCUACUACUCCCUUAUGGUUUUGCAUAUGUUGUAAUAGACGGGCUUUCAGACUGGCGCCUGAGACUCUAUUUUCGAUGCCUAGAAACCAUGUUGAUUUUAAAUCUUCUACCAAGUCAUCUGUGGUAGAAGUACCCUCAAAACCUUUGUGUCCCUUUUGUGGGAUUCUGCUACAGCGACUACAGCCAGACUUUCUACUUUCUGCAUCACCUGUGUAGAAAGGAAUGUUUGACUGUAUUUUAUUUUAUUUUAGUUUAUUUUUUAUGGGCGAAUGUUUCCUGUAUUUAUAUUGUCUUAUUAGUAAUUAUAAAGACUGUUAGAUUCA
This is a messenger RNA of Carya illinoinensis, 3181 nucleotides long. RefSeq lists its product as uncharacterized. Gene Ontology annotation, molecular function: histone acetyltransferase activity; protein binding. Lineage: Eukaryota; Viridiplantae; Streptophyta; Magnoliopsida; Fagales; Juglandaceae. The record is from RefSeq and is a predicted model, not a curated record. Gene Ontology annotation, biological process: transcription initiation at RNA polymerase III promoter. The transcript has 16 exons. Gene Ontology annotation, cellular component: transcription factor TFIIIC complex. Bases 387 to 3074 code for a protein of 895 amino acids.